Colossoma macropomum (tambaqui) is the source of this 1926-nucleotide messenger RNA. It is a transcript of the gene tubd1, whose product is annotated as tubulin, delta 1. The transcript is spliced from 8 exons. The record is from RefSeq and is a predicted model, not a curated record. The coding region runs from base 479 to 1807 and encodes 442 amino acids. Gene Ontology annotation, biological process: mitotic cell cycle; microtubule cytoskeleton organization. Gene Ontology annotation, molecular function: GTP binding; structural constituent of cytoskeleton. Lineage: Eukaryota; Metazoa; Chordata; Actinopteri; Characiformes; Serrasalmidae. Gene Ontology annotation, cellular component: cytoplasm; microtubule.
ACCGACUUCACUGCACAGCCAGCGAAUGAGGACACGUCGUAUCCGGAGGAGGGAAACUGAAAAGCCCACUGAGAGAGUCAGCUCUUACUGCGGCUGCGAUUCUGUGGAAAAUCGGGUUUAAAUGUGGCUGUUUGCGAUGUUUUAGAAGCUUAAACAGUCUUUUUUCUGCGGUGCUCACUUCAGCCUUUUCAUUCAGUUGUGAGAAACAUACACGGUCGACAAAACAGCGCGUUAAUUUGAGACGUUGAACGUCGACACCAGCAGGCUAAGCUAACGUUAGUUCACUCACUACAGCCGUGAGACCUGUUGAAUCUGACAUUAGCCAAUCAGAUAUAUAACCAGCUCUGCUCUGAUAGUGGAGACGUUUGCUCAACACGUUUUCACGAGUGUCUAGAGUUACAGUAGUCUGUUCAUUAACAUAAUAAUCUGCCUCUCUAUGUAGGUUUUCUGGUUGCUAGCUAGCUAACUGGACCCAGACAUGUCCGUUGUGACAGUACAGCUGGGCCAGUGCGGGAAUCAGAUCGGCCCACAGCUCUUCAGCACUCUGUACGAUGAUUCCAGCGGAGCCAGCCCGAAAACAUACAAGGAGUUCAGCCAUGAGAGAUUUUUCUGGGAGGAUUCAGGAGGAAUGCUGGUGGCGCGGUCUGUUCUGGUUGAUAUGGAGCCUAAAGUUAUUUCUCAAGCCAUAACAAAGGCUUCAAAAUCUGGAAAGUGGAGAUACUGGGAGAAAGCACACUUCUGCCAAAAACAAGGCUCUGGAAACAACUGGGCAAAUGGAUACUGUGUUCAUGGCCCUCGCCAUGAGGAAGCUGUGGAGGAUCUGGUCCGGAGGGAGGUGGAACGCUGUGAUCGCCUUUCAGGAAUCUUUGCCAUGAUGAGUGUUGCAGGGGGUACAGGUUCCGGAGUUGGGACCUUCAUCACACAGUGUCUGCGAGACAUGUAUCCCCAUUCUUUUAUUCUCAAUCACCUGACGUGGCCCUAUGGAACAGGAGAGGUGAUCGUGCAGAACUAUAAUACGGUGCUCACGCUGUCGCGUCUCUACCAGCUGUCCGAUGCCAUUGUGGUUCAUGAGAAUGACACUGUUCACAAAAUCUGCAGCCAGCUAAUGAACAUCAAGCAAAUCUCUAUCGAUGAUAUUAAUAAGGUGAUCGCUCACCAGCUGGGUAGCAUGCUGCAGCCUGCGUACACUGCAGACUCACCCACCCACUACAGCAGAAACCCUAUAGGUGAAUUAUUGAGCUCCCUGGUGUGUCAUCCUGAGUACAAACUGCUAAGCCUGUGCAACAUCCCUCAAAUGUCUCAUACCUCACUGGCUUACAGUGCCUAUACUUGGCCUGGAUUGCUUAAGCAUUUAAGACAAAUGCUUAUUGCCAGUGCCAGGAUGGAGGAAGGUAUCGAUUGGAAAGUGUCUGUGCCGUCAUCUGGAGGGGAGAGCACUCGAAAUAGACAGAUGGGUUUUAACAGAUCACUAUCCAAUCUUCUGAUACUGCGGGGUAAAGAUGUCUCCAGUGCUGAUACAGAUGGUUUUAAGGACCCUGCCCUUUAUGUCCCAUGGGUCCCACCAGAUGGCACCUUCAGCUCAUGGACCUCACCUGUGCCUUUUAAUGGCUAUGAGAAGUCUGCCACUUUAGUCAGCAAUAGCCAGUUCCUGUUGAAGCCUCUGGAUAAUAUCGUUAGGAAGGCUUGGAACAUGUUUGUGUCUAGGGCUUACGUUCAUCAGUAUACCAAAUUCAGAAUUUCGGAAGAAGAUUUUCUUGACAGCUUUAGCAUGUUGGAACAGAUCAUUUCAAGCUACACACACCUUUGAAUCUACCUCAUUGUCUCAUUUUUUUUCAGUUUAGGAACUAUGAAUAUCAGUUUUCUACUGUAAAUUGUGAAAUUUUGGUGAAGUAAUUUAUACUAUUAAAAUAAUAUUCUUUUCUAACA